UACCAAUUAUCCUAAGCUCCCUUUUUUUCUUAAAUCUCUCAGUUUUAGGGCUUUUUCCAUCCAAGGGAGAAGCUGAAACGACACCGUUUUUCUUCUGCAUCGUUUCGUUUGGUUGCCGAGAAAAUGCGAGAAAGCGGAGGAAAAACAUUUGCCGCCGUAUCGUCGGGAGAGAGAUGCGUAAAUUAUCUUUCGCAAUCGAUUAUUUUCUCAGCAAACGCUACUUCCACUUGCCAUCUUCUCAAGCAACCUCUCGAUUCCACCUCAGACGAAGAAGUUUCCAUGUUUCCGUGUUUCUCAGAGAUAAUUUCGUGGACUCAAACGAGAGAACAAACGGAUUUGGCUUAGUUUGCCUCGAUAAGAGCCAAAACGAGCGUACGAGAAACGUAGAGCACGAUGAGUUUGCUGGUGACGUUGAGAAAAUAUACAGAAUUUUGCGGAAAUUCCAUUCUAGGGUUCCGAAGUUGGAGCUUGCUCUUAAUGAAUCCGGUGUCGAUCUGCGACCCGGGUUGAUCGAACGGGUUCUGAAUCGGUGUGGCGAUGCGGGGAAUCUAGGGUACGGUUUCUUUGUCUGGGCGACGAAGCAGCCCGGCUAUUGUCACAGUUAUGAAGUGUACAAAUCGAUGGUGAAAAUUCUAAGUAAAAUGCGGCAAUUCGGAGCUGUCUGGGCUUUGAUUGAAGAGAUGAGGAAGGAGGACCCGCAGUUGAUUUCACCGGAAUUGUUCGUCGUACUGAUGCGGAGGUUUGCGUCUGCGAAUAUGGUGAAAAAAGCAAUCGAGGUGCUCGACGAAAUGCCUAAGUACGGAUGUGAACCGGACGAGCAUAUAUUCGGCUGUUUGCUAGAUGCCUUGUGUAAGAACGGUAGUGUUAAGGAUGCUGCAAAGCUUUUCGAGGAUAUGAGGGAGAGAUUCCCGCCGAAUUUGCGGCAUUUUACUUCCCUUUUGUAUGGUUGGUGCAGGGAAGGGAAGCUUAUGGAAGCUAAACAUGUUCUAGUUCAGAUUAAAGAAGCUGGUUUUGAACCUGACAUUGUUGUUUACACCAAUCUGCUAAAUGGGUAUGCUCAUGCUGGGAAAAUGUCGGAUGCUUAUGAUCUCUUAAACGACAUGAGAAGAAAAGGAUUGGAACCGAAUGCGAAUUGUUACACGGUCUUGAUUCAGGCGUUGUGUAAGAUGGAAAGAAUGGAUGAGGCCAUGAGGGUUUUCGUUGAGAUGGAGAGGUAUGGAUGCGAGGCUGAUAUCGUGACUUAUACAGCAUUGAUAAGUGGGUUUUGCAAAUGGGGGAAGAUCGAAAAGGGUUGUGGCAUUUUGGAUGAUAUGAUAAAGAAAGGGCUGAUACCGUCCCAACUCACGUACAUGCAGAUCAUGGUGGCUCAUGAGAAGAAAGAACAGUUUGAAGAAUGCCUGGAGUUGAUGGAGGGCAUGGAAAAGAUCGGGUGUCAUCCCGACCUUGUCAUUUACAAUGUAGUAAUCAGAUUAGCUUGUAAGUUAGGGGAAACUAAGGAAGCUGUUAGGUUAUGGAAUGAGAUGGAAGCUAGUGGAUUGAGUCCUGGGGUUGAUACAUUUGUUAUUAUGAUCAAUGGGUUCACAAGCCAAGGCUGUCUGAUCGAAGCAUGCGACCACUUCAAGGAAAUGGUGAGUCGAGGCCUCUUCUCUGUUCCUCAAUACGGUACAUUGAAGUCAUUACUAAAUACCCUUUUGAGAGCCGAUAAGCUCGAGAUGGCUAAAGAUGUAUGGAGUUGCAUGACAAGCAAAGGCACAUGCGAGCUGAACGUAUCUACUUGGACGAUAUGGAUCCAUGCCUUGUUCUCAAAAGGGCACGUGAAGGAUGCGUGCUCGUAUUGUUUGGACAUGAUGGAGAUGGAUCUUAUGCCACAACCGGAUACAUUUGCCAAGCUAAUGAAAGGUCUGAGGAAACUGUACAACAGGGCGAUUGCAGCGGAGAUUACAGAGAAGGUGAGGAAGAUGGCAGCAGAGAGACAGAUAAGUUUUAAGAUGUAUAAAAGGAGAGGAGAGCAGGAUUUAACAGAGAAAGCCAAAGCGAAAGCUAAAGGGAAGAAGGAAGGGGAGAAGAGAAGAGCUCAUAGGCACAGAUGGGGUGGUGAACGGAGUAGAGCCAAAGCACUGUAAUGUUUGUUCGUGUUCCAAGUGAAACAGCUUCUUGUAGUUCUUCUUUUGUCUCUUGGAUAAGUUGACUUGUAAUGUAAUGCAAGGUUUGACCAGAUAAGCCUCUGUUUCUGUCAGUGACUUGGAAUCCUGGAAAAAUUCGGAAGAACGCUUGCUGAAUAAUAAGCCUGCGAGAGUUGCACAUUGCAUGUA
This is a messenger RNA of Tarenaya hassleriana, 2312 nucleotides long. Its product is annotated as pentatricopeptide repeat-containing protein At3g49730. Lineage: Eukaryota; Viridiplantae; Streptophyta; Magnoliopsida; Brassicales; Cleomaceae. The transcript has a single exon. Gene Ontology annotation, molecular function: protein binding. The coding region runs from base 174 to 2123 and encodes 649 amino acids. The record is from RefSeq and is a predicted model, not a curated record.